Molecule: messenger RNA, 921 nt
Organism: Diachasma alloeum
Lineage: Eukaryota; Metazoa; Arthropoda; Insecta; Hymenoptera; Braconidae
Exons: 1
Coding region: 1-921 (306 amino acids)
Source: RefSeq, a predicted model, not a curated record
AUGAACUCCAGCAACGUACUGGAGACACAGGGAACCCAGCAGACAGCAACUCAUCUGGUAGUCUUGGCGACGGCAAGGGUCAAUACACUCAAUCAACAUGGACAAUCAACGCCAGCUAGGAUCCUCAUCGAUCAGGGCUCCGAAAUAUCACUAGUUUUAGAGCGCUUGGUAAAUCAACUACACUUGGAAAGAAAGUCAUCAUCACUGGUCAUCAUCGGCAUCGGAGAAACAUCAUCAGGGAGCACACGUGGUGUCGUGAAACUCGCCUUACAACCGAGACACAAUCCCGCUGUGGAAAUCAUCGUACAGGCCUACAUCCUGAGCACGCUGAAGGCGAAAAUACCGCCAUUUGCUUGCAAAUCAACGAUUCCUCUUCAACUACAGGAACUUCAACUGGAAGAUUCUCACUUCUUAAGACCUGGAGCAAUUGACAUAAUCAUCGGAGCUGAUACUUAUAGAAGAAUCGUCGAGGAGAAAAUCAUCAGGUUUAAAGAAACGAAACUCAUCGCUCAGCAAACUACAUUUGGCUGGGUUGUAUCGGGACCAGUUUGCUACAUGAACUGCUCAGAAAAAUCAUCUUUAAAGGGAACGACGCAAACGGCUAAUCAACAAUUACUAGAACUCCUGAAGAAAUUUUGGGUCCAGGAGGAAUUACCGGAUACACCAUCAUCAUCAUCAGUUUUAAGCAAAGCUCAAGCAGAAUGCGAGCAGCAUUUCAUCGAAACUCAUCAGAGAGAUUCAACAAGGCGUUAUAUAGUGCGCCUUCCAUUCAAAUCAUCACCAGCCGCACUGGGGGAUACAGCAUCGACGGCUAGGAUCAGGCUAGAGAAAACCAUUAGGCGAUUAUCAGCAGAUCCAGACGCUCAUACUCUCUACAAGAAAUUCAUCGAGGAGUAUGAGGCCUUGGACGACAUGCAGUGA